This is a messenger RNA of Penicillium robsamsonii, 399 nucleotides long. RefSeq lists its product as uncharacterized. Lineage: Eukaryota; Fungi; Ascomycota; Eurotiomycetes; Eurotiales; Aspergillaceae. The transcript has a single exon. The record is from RefSeq and is a predicted model, not a curated record. The coding region runs from base 1 to 399 and encodes 132 amino acids.
AUGAAUUCAUUCGAAGCUGGCCAGAAUCUUGAACGCUGCUUCAACAAGACCCACAAAGACUUCAUAGCCGCUUUGAAGAGUGUCAUGCACACGCUUCAAGAGGAUGGCUUCAGCAUGGAGAAUUGUUGGGAAAUCUGCGACCAACUCGAUCUUCUCGAUUCCCUACUAGGUGAUAUGGAGGAACUGGGCCCGGAGAUGGUAUUGGAGACUCCACAGCGGACCUACUUCCGCGACAAGCCCCGAUGCUACUUUCUGGGCUAUAGAUUCCCGUUUGAUUGCCUUGCUGUUCAGACUGGCCUGGACGAUGCCCGAGGGAUUUUGGCAGACUGCGUUUAUGAUGACUGUGCCGAGGUUGCUCGUAUGGGGCUAGAAACUCUCCUAGGCAGGUUUCCAUUCUAG